CCAAUAUGCGUCGCACAACUGUUUGGAUGGUAGCUAUGUGUUACUAUUUGUCACAAAUCCUAGGCAUAAUGCCUUUUUGCUAUGAUUAUGGUAAAGGAGAAAUUUACACCUCCACCUCGGUAACCGUGUACAGUGCAGUGUUGAGUAUGACCUGGUUUGGUCUCAUUCCCAUGAUGUUGAGAAUAGAUUUCCAUUCCCCAAACUCAAUCAGUCAUGAUUUGCAUUUGAAAAUUUCAGCAGUUAUAUGUCUGGUGCGUUUUACGGCUGUCUUGGCUUCGGUCAUUUCGCAAUGGUUCAAACGUGGGCAACUAAUGGCAACCCUGAAUAAAUUUCACCAUAUAAGAGAACAGUUUGUCAGUAAAUGGCCUCUGCAUACAAAGGUGGAGCAAAAUUUGGAGCAUGCCAUAAGAUCGAAAUUUUUGUGGGGCUUUGUUGCCAAUGUGGGUCUGUUCUUGGGCUCAACGGAAUUUCUGCGCGUUGAAUUAAAAUUGCAAAAUCCCUGGGAAUUUGUAUUGCUGGCCAUUAUGUGCAACAUACUCAACAUGGUCAUAUUGCAUUUUUAUUUUUGUGUUAUACACGUCAAUGCCUUGUUGGAGGCCAUUAACAAUGAAGUGAAACAGAUUUUAAGAGACUCCAAAAAUUUGUGUCAUCUACGACGUCUGGGUUAUAUACCAACUGCUGCUUUGGAGCGUAAGAGUGCCUUAUUGGCGGAGAAUUUGUACGAAUUGGCCAACAUUCAACUUGAGUUGCAACGUUUGACGUAUCGUCUAAAUGAUGUCUAUGAUGUACAGUGUGCCUGCACCAUGUUGACCAUGUAUAUGAACAAUGUUGCUGUCUUCUAUAUAUUCUAUAUGGUAAUGCAACAUGCCUACAUGUUGAAAGUGUAUGGUCUGGAUACGUUUGUUUUAAUGCUGAUAUCCUUGACAUUUUACUACAUGGAUCUGAAGGUGUUCAUGGACAGUUUAUGGAAUUACAUUGGACAUGUGGAGGAAACGGGCGAAAUACUAAAGCAACUGCAGCCUUGUAUGCUUACAAAGUAUAGAAAAUUGGAGGAAAGUUUUAAAAAUUUCUCCCUGCAAUUGGCCAAAUUCCCGGUGGAAAUGAAAUUGGUUGGACUAUUCAAAUUUGAUCGUUCGAUGGCCUUCUCUAUAUUUGGCUCAACCAUAUCGAAUGCCAUAGUUUUAAUACAAUACGAUUAUAAGAAUAAUUCAGAUGAGUAAUA
Stomoxys calcitrans (stable fly) is the source of this 1222-nucleotide messenger RNA. RefSeq names its product putative gustatory receptor 36c. The record is from RefSeq and is a predicted model, not a curated record. NCBI's taxonomy places the organism in Eukaryota, Metazoa, Arthropoda, Insecta, Diptera, Muscidae. The coding region runs from base 6 to 1220 and encodes 404 amino acids. Gene Ontology annotation, biological process: sensory perception of taste. Gene Ontology annotation, molecular function: sweet taste receptor activity. The transcript is spliced from 2 exons. Gene Ontology annotation, cellular component: membrane; axon; dendrite.